Molecule: messenger RNA, 988 nt
Organism: Quercus lobata
Lineage: Eukaryota; Viridiplantae; Streptophyta; Magnoliopsida; Fagales; Fagaceae
Product: peroxidase N1-like
Exons: 3
Coding region: 1-972 (323 amino acids)
Biological process (GO): response to oxidative stress; hydrogen peroxide catabolic process
Molecular function (GO): peroxidase activity; heme binding
Source: RefSeq, a predicted model, not a curated record
AUGGAGAGUGCACGUUUGAUCCAAACGUCCCUUUUGGUGUUUCUCUUGCUCUCUUUGAGUGUUUCUUACGUGCAUUGCCAAGCCACUCGUGUUGGGUUCUACUCCAAAUCAUGCCCUCGAGCUGAAUCCAUUGUUCGCUCAACGGUUCAAGCUCAUUUCCAAUCUAAUCCCACUGUGGCUCCUGGAUUGUUAAGGAUGCACUUUCAUGACUGUUUCGUGCAGGGUUGCGAUGCUUCUGUCCUUGUUGAUGGGCCUGACACUGAGAAAACAGCCGGACCUAACCUUGGUUUGAGAGGAUAUGAAGUUAUUGAUGAUGCGAAGACCAAUCUUGAAGCUGCAUGCCCUGGUGUUGUUUCUUGUGCUGAUAUUCUUGCGCUUGCUGCUCGCGAUUCUGUCGUUCUGACAAAUGGACCAAAUUGGCAGGUGCCAACCGGACGCAAAGAUGGUCGAGUAUCAUUGGCUUCUGAUACUACCGAUUUGCCUGGCUUUACAGAAUCCAUUGAUGCUCAGAAGAAAAAGUUUUCAGCGAAAGGUUUAAACGCUCAAGAUCUGGUUACUCUUGUCGGUGGCCAUACUAUUGGAACUUCAGCUUGCCAGUUCUUUCAGUACAGAUUGUAUAACUUCACUACUACUGGAAAUGGUGCCGAUCCUACAAUCAACCCCAGUUUCCUUCCUCAAUUACGAGCACUCUGCCCACAAAAUGGUGAUGCCACAAGGCGUGUUGGACUAGACACCGGUAGCCAAAACAGAUUUGACUCAUCUUUCUUCUCCAACUUGAGGACUGGCCGAGGAGUACUUGAGUCUGAUCAAAAGUUAUGGACUGACGCCUCCACCAGAAGUUUUGUUCAAAGCUUGCUUGGGUCAAAUGCCUUCAAUGUGCAGUUCGGAAAGUCCAUGGUGAAGAUGAGCAACAUUGGCCUCAAGUCUGGUACUCAAGGUGAAAUUCGCAAAGUGUGUUCUAAGAUCAACUGAUCAAAAGGGCUCCAAG